Messenger RNA from Klebsormidium nitens, 2214 nucleotides. The record is from the annotation of a GenBank genome assembly. Lineage: Eukaryota; Viridiplantae; Streptophyta; Klebsormidiophyceae; Klebsormidiales; Klebsormidiaceae.
GACUUCCAGCAUUGGCAGAAACUGAGAAGGCCAUGUUCGAGGCAUCAAGGAAUCAGGAUGGCAUUCCAUGGAAAAGGCAAACUUUAAGAAUCUCUUUUAGGUAGCGGUCGAGGGUUUCAAAGGACGCCUAUCUGAUAGGUUUGGCAUCCGUGGCGCCUGCUCUUGCUGUUGUCAGGCGGGGCUCUUUGACAGACAGUGGCGGGCUUGCGAAAGGCGCAUCAAAUUCAAACCAGCGGUCUCAUGCCCUGAGAUUCCUUUAAAAAUCUUCUGAGUAUUCACCGAGGUAGCCAUUGGGGUUCAAAGAAGAAGUGUUCAUUCAUAUUCUGACAUUGUUCAGUUAAAGCAACGGCAAGGCUAGGGCUUAGCGGAGGGGUCUGGCUCGCGGUGCAAAGCACGUCAGAACCUCUUCCCUUCUUAAGCAGUCCCCAAACGAGGUGCAAACGUGUUUCUUCGAACCUAGCUUUAAGUUGCUCUUGGCUAGGCUGGGGUGACGACCAGUCAACAUCGAAGGGUGAUUUCAGGGGAUUGGAAGGUGGCGCCUGGAUUUAACCCCAGGUUAGCCGGCUCCGCCACGCCCAAGCCUUGCUGAUUGACUGGCAACUCGACCUUUCAAUUCAACAAGGUGACAACCGCCUUGCAAGAGUUGCGAUUGAAAUCGGAGCAACUUUCGGAUCGCGCCGGGAUGCCGACCCCGGCGAUCGAUUUCGAUGAGGCGCGGAAGCGGGAACGGCGGAGGAGCCCCCCCUGGGUGAAAGCGGCCUCGGGGUCCCUAGGGGGGGUAGUCGAGGCCGCUUGCUUACAACCGAUUGACGUCAUCAAGACCCGGUUGCAGCUCGAUCGGGCAGGCAAAUACACGGGGAUCUGGCAGUGCGGGUCGACGAUAGUCAAGGAGGAGGGGGCCAGGGCGCUCUGGAAGGGGCUAACCCCGUUUGCGACGCACUUAACCCUGAAAUAUGCGCUCAGAAUGGGGACGAAUGCGGUGUUUUCGGCGGCGUUGCGGGACGUGGAAACGGGGGAGUUGUCGAGCGCGCGGCGGAUGGCGGCGGGGUUCGGGGCGGGGGUCACGGAGGCGUUGGUUAUCGUGACCCCGUUCGAGGUGGUUAAGAUCCGGUUACAGCAGCAGCAGGGGUUAACGAAGGAGUUAUUGCGGUAUAAGGGGCCGGUGCACGGCGCGGUGACGAUCGUGAAAGAGGAGGGCCUGCGGGGGCUUUGGAGCGGGGCUACGCCGACUGUCAUGCGCAACGGAACGAACCAGGCGGUUAUGUUUGCAGCUAAGGCCGCCAUUGAUAAAUACGCAUUCGAUAAAAGGGAGGGCGACGGACAGAUCCUUGCCCCCUGGCAGUCCAUGACUGCCGGCUUUCUCGCCGGGGUGGCCGGUCCUAUUGCAACCGGGCCCUUCGACGUGGUGAAAACGCGGCUAAUGGCACAGGAACACGUGCCCGGGGUAGAGCCCCGGUACCGGGGCCUCUUCCACGCGAUCGGAAAGAUCGCGAGCGAGGAGGGCGUGUUGGCGCUCUGGCGGGGGCUGCUCCCCCGGUUGAUGAGAAUACCCCCCGGGCAGGCGAUCAUGUGGGCGGUCGCCGAUCAGCUGACGGGGAUGUACGAGAAGCGGCACAUCGAGGACUGAGUUUGUGUGUGCACGCCUGUCGUAGCUUGCGUUUGUCGGAAGUGCCUGUUGAUUAGUCCGAUUUUAUUUUGGCGGUUGAUAAAUGGUGUACCGAGUACUGACUCUGGACCCUCGUUCUGGAGGGAAAAGCUGGUUGACAUAACAUUUGCUUCUGAGCAGGUUGGGCUGGUUAGUUGUAAAGCAGCGGUUGUGUAGACUAACAGUUUGGGAUGGCUCUGAAGGUCCAUCCAGUCCCAAGAUGACGUGUCGAAUUCAAAUACUACCUGUCUAGUCAUCUGGAAGUCAUGCCGUUUUUCCGGUGGCCGGAUCAGAACCGUCGCUGAUGUGACCACAUGUCGCGAGCCUACAUGUUGGUAGGCGUGAGUCAUUGACGCGGUCGCACCUGCUCAACCCUCAGGAUUUUGCAACCGUCUGUUUGGCAGGUCCAUACAUGUGACGUACGAAAAUGAUAUAGGACCAAACAAACCAAAAAAUAAUAUCAUUGCAAAGUCGUCCGGAUAUCAGCUUUGAGGUUUUAGAUUACUCUUUAGGUAAAUCAUUGCGGAUGCACGACGGUCGGCCGCGGAAUCUCCGAGUCAAGUUCCACA